Molecule: messenger RNA, 378 nt
Organism: Spirometra erinaceieuropaei
Lineage: Eukaryota; Metazoa; Platyhelminthes; Cestoda; Diphyllobothriidea; Diphyllobothriidae
Source: the annotation of a GenBank genome assembly
AUGUGGUUUAAUCGAGCAAGCACAUUAACCCUCUUUAGAGCCGCGGCAAUCCCCACUGGUGAUCACACCGCUGAUGCAUCGUCACCGCCAACGUCAUCGGCCAACACCUCAAUCAUCUCUUCCGCAGCCCCAGUGACGGCGACGACAACGACUACCACCUGUCUCACUCCUACCACUGGCGAGGAGCCUCCUGACAUCCUGGUGCUCACAUCAAUAAUGCAGACCCGAUCCAACACCUCCUCCAUCGAGAUCGCACCUUCACAUCAUGCACUGGUCUGGUCAGUCACCUGUAAAUUCAUUGCUUUGAGUCCGGCGAAGCCGCGUCGGACGCCCGACCCACCUCUCUGCACUGAUUAUGCCCAUUCAGUUACCGAAUGA